Messenger RNA from Cyphellophora europaea CBS 101466, 339 nucleotides. RefSeq lists its product as uncharacterized. The transcript has 2 exons. The record is from RefSeq and is a predicted model, not a curated record. NCBI's taxonomy places the organism in Eukaryota, Fungi, Ascomycota, Eurotiomycetes, Chaetothyriales, Cyphellophoraceae. The coding region runs from base 1 to 339 and encodes 112 amino acids.
AUGGCUUCACCGGCCGGAAAAUACGUCCUAGUCUACUACGUCCCCACCGAGCACUCCAUGGCUGUCACAGCGGCUGUGCAUGCUACAGGUGCCGGAACCUGGCCUGGAGGUACCUACGGAGAAACCUGCUUCAUUACAGAAGGCACGGGACAAUUCAGACCACUUCAAGGCGCGAAUCCAAAUAUAGGCAAGGUGGGAGAUCUAGAGCAGGUCAACGAGCACAAGGUGGAGAUGGUGAUCUUCGGCAAGGAUGUAGCUUUGCAGGCCGUAGGGGCGCUGAAGAACGCACACCCGUAUGAAGUGGUGGCAUAUAGCGUGGUCAAAGCCGAGGACUUCUGA